UGAGCUGUAGUGCCCAACCAUAAAAAAGACAUUUUGGGAACAAAACAAUUAAGGUAAGGAUCCUGUCAUUUGACUCACAGCUCAGGCUUAUGCUGACUGACGCUCCCCCACAAAGUCACCUGCUCUCUCAUUGUGUCUUCUUGUACCCAGAUGUGUUUAUGUAGAGCCUUCCAGAAAGAUCACAGGGGUGCAUUCCCGCCACUCACCUAAGUACACUGCCUGCCUGCCUUUCUUUCUUUCUUCUUUUCUCUCUCUCUCUCUCACUCUCUCUCACUCACACACACACACACACACACCAGUUGGAAUGCAAUGGCACAAUCUCAGCUCUCUGCAACCUCCACCUUCCAGGUUCAAUCCAUUCUCCUUCCUCAGAUUCCAGAGUAGCUGGGACUACAGGCACCCACCACCACACCCACCUAAUUUUUGUAUUUUUAGUAGAGACAGAGUUUCACCAUGUUGGCCAAGCUGGUCUUGACCACCUGCCUCAGCUUCCCAAAGUGCUGGGAUUACAGACCUGAGCCAUGUUGCCCGGCCCUUACACUAUCUUUCAGAUAGAAAAAGCAUUGGGGAAACUGAGGCACACAGUUGCAGGACGUGGAGCCCUCAGCAGCCUGGAACACUGGACGUCUGCUGUCUGUCUGGCCCUGGGUGUCACAUCUGCCUCUGCAGCCGGAGGCGGAGAUUGUGGCAGGAAGUCUGUGAACUGGGAGGGGGAGACGGGGCCUGAUGGGCCAGGAAUGGGGUCCCCGGGCAUGAUGCUUGUCCUCCUGGUGCAGCUCUGGGCCCUGCAAGGAGCCUCAAGCCUGAGCGUGCAGCAGGGGCCCCAGCGGCUGCGGGUGAGGCAGGGCAGUCAGGCGACCCUGGACUGCCACGUGGACCAGGCACCGGCCUGGGAACGACUCCGUGUUGUGUGGACCAAGGAUGGGAAUGUCACGUGCCAGCCGUACAUCACCAAUGGCCGCCUCAGCCAGGGGCUCUGUGGGCCCCAGGGACGCCUCUCCUGGCAGGCGCCCAGCCACGUCACCCUGCGGCUGGACCCUGUGAGCCUCAGCCACAGCGGAACCUACGUGUGCAAGGUGAUCAUAGAGAUUCCUGACUUGGAGAAGGCUGAAGGCAAUGGAACAUGGCUCUCGGUGGACCCAGAUGACCCUCCACAGAACAGAAAUCUGACCCCAAGCUUCCGAGGACUCCUCUUCGUGCUGCUGGGGGUGGGGAGUAUGGGUGUGGCCGCAAUGGUGCUAGGUGCCUGGUUCUGGGGCCGCCGCCGCUGCCAGCAAAGGGACUCAGGUAACAGCCCAGGAAAUGCAUUCUACAGCAACGUCCUAUACCGGCCCCGGGGGACCCCAAAGAAGAGUGAGGACUCAUCUGGAGACAGGAAGGACAGAGGCCAGAGCAUUUAUUCAACCUCAUUCCUGGAGCAGGUCACCUGCCAGCGCCCCCUGGCGCCCAGACCUUGCCCCGGCCCCAGGCCCGGCCACCCCAUCUCUAAGGUCAGAGUCUCUCUUAGCCCAGGCCCCACCCAUAGGUACACACAGAAAAGACGGCAUUGAGGCUGGGCAUGGUGGCUCACACCUGUAAUCUCAACACUUUGGGAAGCCGAGGCUGGUGGAUCACUUGAGGUCAGGGGUUCAAGACUAGCCUGGCUUGAACCUGGAGGUCAUAGUGAGCUGAGAUUGCACCACUGCACUGGGCUACCGAGUGAGACUUCAUCUCAAAAAAAAAUUUUUUUUAAUAAAAAGUGGCCGGGCACAGUGGCUCAAGCCUGUAAUCUCAGCACUUUGGGAGGCCGAGGCCGGUGGAUCACGAGGUCAAGAGAUCGAGACCAUCCUGGUCAACAUGGUGAAACCCCGUCUCUACUAAAAAUACAAAAAAUUAGCUGGGCACCGGUGGCGCGUGCCUGUAAUCCCAGCUACUCAGGAGGCUGAGGCAGGAGAAUUGCCUGAACCCAGGAGGCGGAGGUUGCAGUGAGCCGAGAUGGCGCCAUUGCACUCCAGCCUGGGUAACAAGAGCGAAACUCCGUCUCAAAAAAAUAAAAUAAAAUAAAAUAAAAAGAAGACAGGGAAGGAUUGGGAGUCUGGCAGCCCCAUCCUGAGACCCUGUUCUCAUUUCUGUGACGAUGGAUCUCCCCCACGUUUCCCCCAAGACAACUUGAUAAAGGCUUAUGAAGAAAAAGCAAAGCUGGCGUUUGUGGCGAUUUGGGAGUGCUAAAGAGAUCUGAGGGAAUUAGGUGAGGUGGCUCAUGCCUAUAAUCCCAUCACUUUGGGAGGCUGAGGUGGGAGGAUCACUUGAGGCCAGGAGUUCGAGACCAGCCUGGGCAAUAGAUCAAGAAGACUCCAUCUUUACAGAAAAUGUAAAAAUAAGGCCAGGCGCAGUGGCUCACGUCUGUAAUCCCAGCACUUUGGGAGGCCAAGGGGGGCAGAUUACCUGAGGUCAAGAGUUCAAGGCCAGCCUGGGCAACACGGUGAAACCCUGUCUCUACUAAAAAUACAAAAUUUAGCUGGGCAUGAUGGUGCCGCUGAUGCAUGUUGUCUCAGCUAUUUGGGAGGCUCAGGCGGGAGGAGAGUUUGAGCCCGGGAGUUUGAGGCUGUAGUGAGAUAUAAUUACGUCACUACGCUCCAGCCUGGGUGAUAGAGUGAGACCCUGUCACACAAAUACAUGUCAAAAAGAUUUAAGAGUUCCGGGCGCGGUGGCUCACGCCAGUAAUCCCAGCACUUCGGGAGGCCGAGGAGGGUGGGUCACAAGGUCAGGAGAUC
Callithrix jacchus (white-tufted-ear marmoset) is the source of this 2753-nucleotide messenger RNA. RefSeq names its product transmembrane and immunoglobulin domain containing 2 (gene TMIGD2). Gene Ontology annotation, cellular component: B cell receptor complex; external side of plasma membrane. The record is from RefSeq and is a predicted model, not a curated record. Gene Ontology annotation, biological process: B cell receptor signaling pathway; B cell differentiation. Lineage: Eukaryota; Metazoa; Chordata; Mammalia; Primates; Cebidae.